This is a messenger RNA of Haemonchus placei, 504 nucleotides long. Lineage: Eukaryota; Metazoa; Nematoda; Chromadorea; Rhabditida; Trichostrongylidae. The record is from the annotation of a GenBank genome assembly.
AUGACUAUCGACACGAUACCGCAGGCAUUGAUUGACGAUUGUUGCCAACUUGUGAAAGCAAAUUCUAUAGAAGGAAACAAGAUGCAUGAUGUUGGUAUUGUAUACACAAUGUGGGAGAAUUUGAAGAAAACUGGUGAUAUGGCGGUGGGCCAGAUCGGAUUCCAUGACCACAAGAAAGUGAAGCGAUGUGUAGUAGCGAAACGGAUCAACGAAAUCGUCAAUCGGCUCAAUAAGACCGAAGUAAAGGAGGAUAUUGACUACAGGCCGGCGUUCAAUUCUGAUAAUUUGAUCACUAUGAGGGAUACUACGGAAGAGCGCGAGCAACGAGACAUGGCGGAACGUCGACAACAGCGAAAACUUGAGCAGGAGAAAAAGGCCCGGGAGCAGAAGGAAGCUGAAGAGCGAGAAGCGGCGCGGCGGCAACGCAACUACGAGGAUGUGGACUGGGAUGCGCCACCUCAGAAGGAAAAAGAUGACGGGAAUCUUUCGGACGACUUCAUGUGA